Lecanosticta acicola is the source of this 573-nucleotide messenger RNA. Lineage: Eukaryota; Fungi; Ascomycota; Dothideomycetes; Mycosphaerellales; Mycosphaerellaceae. The record is from the annotation of a GenBank genome assembly.
AUGGCCAACGCCGAGUCGAAGUUUCUCGCCUUGCCGCGCGAACUGCGCAACAUCAUCUACGACUACGCGUUCAUCGACCCAGAACCGCAGUACAUCUGUCUUGCAAACAGCCAGACAGGAUGUCGUAUGUGCACACCAUCAUCCAUCCAUUAACGCGAAGGUCGCAUCACUGCUCUCAGCCUCGCCCGUGUCUGCAUGCAGCUUCGAGAUGAGGUCCACGACAUCUUCUACGCCGGGAAUACCUUCUACGCAUACAUCUCGUACUACUCCGACAGUGCGCCCCGAGCCAAGGCGUUGGAGUGGGAGUUAUACAGCGGAGUGCAGGAGUGUUUCUGUCCCAGCCUCAUGCGCCAUAUCGAGGCGUUGACGCUGCGCCGCGGCUGGAAGUACCAGGGUCCACAUCUCCAGGUCAGCAAGAGCGGCACGGGCUGGAUCAUUAAGGAGGGAGACGGUGACGAGGUCUGGCUGGACAUCACGGAUCCUCAAGCGAGGCCGUUGGGCCAGGGUUUCCCUCGUCGCGACUUGUGCGAGAUCGUUCAGCAGGUGAGGAAGCGAGAUCAUCACUAUCGCUGA